Sporisorium graminicola is the source of this 516-nucleotide messenger RNA. RefSeq lists its product as uncharacterized. The transcript has a single exon. The coding region runs from base 1 to 516 and encodes 171 amino acids. NCBI's taxonomy places the organism in Eukaryota, Fungi, Basidiomycota, Ustilaginomycetes, Ustilaginales, Ustilaginaceae. The record is from RefSeq and is a predicted model, not a curated record.
AUGGACAACAAGCUGAUCAAGAAGGAAGAGAAGGUCAUCGCAAAGGAGGCCAAGGCCGACGACAAGCAGCUCAAAUCUGCUCAGAAGUCCUUCAACAAAGACAAGAAGAAGGAUGCUAAGUUGCUCAAGCAACAUGCAAAGGCCGAGAAGGAACACCAGAAGGCUAUCCAGAAGGAGCACAAGCUGCAGGCCAAGCUCGAAAAGGCUCAAGCCAAGUACAACGAGUCUGUCCGAGCGCUCGAGGAGAAGAAGAUGAAGGUCGACAAUGCCGCCAAGGCGAUCAACGAGCACAAGGGCAAGCUUCAGGGCAAGGAACAACAGCUCGCAAACGCGCAGCACAAGAAGGUUGCCGGCGAGCACGAGCGACACCGACACGCCGAGGUGCUGCACGCCCAGUCGGCCAACACUAGUGUCGCCAACAACGCCACCAGCACCGCUCCUACCACCACGACUCACUUCGCCCAGGAGCAGCCCAUCGGAGCUAACUACCAAGCUCCUGCUGUCGGCGCCCACUAA